UCACCACUAGCGUCUCUCCACCCCAUACUCAAACUGUAGACGCAGGAAACCUACUACAGAGCAGAAUGUCGUGGGCCAAACACAAGAAGAUCCUGGCUAUGGCCAAGGGCUAUCGCGGACGUGCCAACUCGUGCUACCGAACGGCUAUCAACCGCGUGGAGAAGGGUCUGCAGUACCAGUACCGUGACCGCAAGCAAAAGAAGCGCGACAUGCGCUCGCUGUGGAUCCAGAAGAUCAACGCCGGCGCGCGCCAGGAGGGACUCUCAUACUCAAAGCUGUACGGAAAGAUGAACGGUUCGGGCAUCGAAUUGAACCGCAAGGUGCUGGCCGACAUGGCUGCCACGGAGCCCUUCAGCUUCAAGUCGGUGCUGGAGGUUGUUAAGCACAUGGAGGGCGUCACCAAGGCUCUGUAAAUAUGUGAAAACCUUUCUGUACGGACGACAGUCGUGCUGCGAGCCAGUGGCCUCCAACAGGAUUAGAUAAAGACGAGCUCGACCAGCGACAAUAUGUCCAAGUAGACCUGCAGACAAAAAGAGAUCAGGCAUUGUGCAGGUUUGAUUUGUGUUGCUGGCUGCAAGGAUGGUAGAGAGCGUGUGCUGGCAAUGCAAGACGGUUGUGAUGAAGAGACUAGCACACUUUUUAUUUGUUUCCUUUUCGGCUGAUGUUGGUGUCUC
Molecule: messenger RNA, 674 nt
Organism: Phytophthora nicotianae INRA-310
Lineage: Eukaryota; Oomycota; Peronosporomycetes; Peronosporales; Peronosporaceae
Product: ribosomal protein L20
Exons: 2
Coding region: 66-413 (115 amino acids)
Biological process (GO): ribosomal large subunit assembly; translation
Cellular component (GO): ribosome
Molecular function (GO): structural constituent of ribosome; rRNA binding
Source: RefSeq, a predicted model, not a curated record